GGCCAAGAUCUCGUUGCUGAUAUUACUGGCCACGCGGCCUCAUCACAUUCUCAAUCCCCUCGUCUUUCUACCGUCGCCCCUCAAGCUCGACUCUCUUGGACAAGUCAAAGUCAGAGUCCCCCUUCUCCUUCGUCGGCGCCUUCAUCCGCGCCCUCGCCGCGGCGCAACCGCUCCCCGCUCCACUCGCAGCAUCGAGCUCAUAUCCGGCCUCAACGUCAUCGAAAGAAUCCAUUAUCUGUCUCCCGCCGUUUCUUCCGUCGAAUAUGGAAGCGACUCUCUGAUCGAUUAAAGCCUGCCUCCAAACCUGCCGCCGUUAAAAGCCGGCUUAACACCGCCGAAAUGCCCUCCUCCAAGAACUCCAAUGGCACCGGCGGCCAGGUCAGCCAUCGCCUGCGCAACUUCUUCCGCAUGAACACCGGAGGUAGUACCGGCAGUGGUUCUAGCGAUAAAGAAAAGGACAAGACUUCGGCUGCCACCACCCCCGAUGCCGCCUCUGGCUCAAAGUCCCGCCAUACCAAGUUCUUUAGUAAUACAGUCGGUCGCCUGCGCGCACACACCGUCGCCAGCGAGGGCAAUCAGCUCGAUGAGGCUAUGAGCCCUACGGCCCAUGCGAACCCAUACUUUGCUCAUCAGGGCCAGCCUGGCCUGCGUCACCACAAUGCCGACUCUGUCCCCCCAAGCCCUCCCGAUACCCCUACUCUCAAGGUAGAGGGUCCCGAUGGUACCAGCGUCGACCAAGCAACUAGCGAAACAAAAGAAGAGCUUGCUCGAAGACUCAGGAGAGUUGCUAGUGCCCCCAAUGCCCAAGGUCUCUUCUCAAAGGGCGCCUCUAAUGGCGAACGUCCUGCGACUGCCGAGCUGGGCAAGGAUCCUCUCCUGGCCAACGCUAGCUCGGGCUCCCUCGGCCUCAUGGAGACAACAAAGGCACAGGAAGCUGAGGCCAAGGCCAAGGCUGCUGAGGAAGACGUCCUUGCUGCUCUCCCUGCCCCUAACACGGCCAUGGCUUUCCGUAGGACGUACAGCUCCAAUUCUAUCAAGGUUCGGAAUGUCGAAGUCAGCCCGUCUAGCUUCGACAAGAUCAAACUUAUUGGAAAGGGAGAUGUUGGAAAGGUAUAUCUCGUGAGAGAGAAGAAGAGCAGUAGGCUCUACGCUAUGAAGAUACUGAGCAAGAAGGAGAUGAUCAAGCGCAACAAGAUCAAGCGAGCCCUUGCCGAACAGGAGAUUCUGGCAACAAGUAACCACCCGUUCAUUGUCACAUUAUACCACUCGUUCCAGUCGGAAGAUUACCUCUACCUCUGCAUGGAAUACUGCAGUGGUGGCGAGUUCUUCCGCGCCCUCCAAACACGCCCAGGAAAAUGCAUCCCCGAAGAAGACGCUCGCUUCUAUGCCGCAGAAGUGACAGCAGCUUUGGAGUAUCUGCAUCUCAUGGGUUUCAUUUACCGUGACUUGAAGCCAGAGAAUAUCCUGCUUCACCAAUCGGGUCACAUUAUGCUCUCGGACUUUGACUUGUCCAAGCAGUCAGACCCUGGUGGCAAGCCGACCAUGAUUGUCGGUAAGAAUGGUGCUCGAACGGACGCUUUGCCAACCAUCGAUACGCGAUCAUGUAUUGCCAACUUCCGAACUAACUCGUUUGUUGGCACCGAAGAGUAUAUCGCUCCCGAAGUGAUCAAGGGAAGCGGACACACAAGUGCCGUUGAUUGGUGGACACUGGGUAUUCUCAUAUAUGAGAUGCUCUACGGAACAACGCCGUUCAAGGGAAAGAACCGCAAUGCCACCUUUGCCAACAUUUUGCGAGAGGAUAUUCCCUUCCCAGACCACACGGGCUCGGCCCAGGUCUCCAACCUUUGCAAGUCACUAAUACGCAAGCUACUUAUCAAAGACGAGAACCGGCGACUGGGAGCCCGAGCUGGCGCUUCGGAUAUCAAGGCGCAUCCAUUCUUCCGGACGACGCAGUGGGCGCUGAUCCGCCACAUGAAGCCACCCAUCGUUCCUCAUGCUGGCCGAGGAAUCGAUACCGUCAACUUCCGUAACGUGAAAGAGAGCGAAAGUGUCGACCUAUCUGGAUCCAAGGCAAUGAAGGGGGUGCCGCUGGAUAGCGGACUGGCGACACCUGGCGGUGACAUUGCCGACCCAUUCCUCGAGUUCAACAGCGUCACCUUGCACCACGAUGGUGACGACGACCAUCGUUAG
This is a messenger RNA of Fusarium falciforme, 2190 nucleotides long. Its product is annotated as Protein kinase domain-containing protein. Bases 340 to 2190 code for a protein of 616 amino acids. The record is from RefSeq and is a predicted model, not a curated record. Gene Ontology annotation, cellular component: nucleus; plasma membrane; cytoplasm. Gene Ontology annotation, molecular function: protein serine/threonine kinase activity; ATP binding. Lineage: Eukaryota; Fungi; Ascomycota; Sordariomycetes; Hypocreales; Nectriaceae. The transcript is spliced from 4 exons. Gene Ontology annotation, biological process: protein phosphorylation.